Closterium sp. Naga37s-1 is the source of this 588-nucleotide messenger RNA. Lineage: Eukaryota; Viridiplantae; Streptophyta; Zygnematophyceae; Desmidiales; Closteriaceae. The record is from the annotation of a GenBank genome assembly.
AUGAAUCCCCCACAUAUUCCUUUCACCCCUUUCCAUUUUCCCCUGCUACAAGAACCCCCCGUUACUGCGACGGCCCUUACAGUCACAGUUUCCUCCUCCAUCGCCUCCAUCCCCGCAGCUGACUGGGACGCCUGUGCGCUGGACGCGGCGGGCGGCGCGGAGAAGCACAAUCCGUUUGUGUCACACGCGUUCCUGCAGUGCCUGGAGGAGAGCAGAAGCGCGUGCCGCGAGGAGGGGUGGUUACCACAGCACCUCGUCGCGAGAGAUGCCGACGAGAGGGUAGUCGGAGUAUUGCCUCUGUAUUUGAAGGGCCACUCGUACGGAGAGUAUGUGUUCGACCACUCGUGGGCCAACGCUUUCAUGCGGGCGGGAGGCUCAUACUACCCGAAGCUGCAGUCCUGCGUGCCGUUCACGCCUGCCACCGGACCUCGCCUGCUGGUUCGGGACGGACCUGACCGCGAGGCUGCGCUGUCGGGGCUGUGCCAGGCCAUGAAGCAAGUGGCGGAUGAGCAAGUGGCGGACGAGGUGAGGGGUGAGGGGAGGAAGGGGAGAUUUGGGGUUGGAAGGAAGGGAGGAAAGGGAGCUUGA